CAUCCCUGUUAUUAUUGUGGUAAUUUAGACAACAGGAUGACCAGAGGAAAACGUGAACAGACAGUUCAACUGUAACCGAAAGGCAAGCAGACAGACCUGAACCAAGUCAAGUUCACCAGUUCUACAUCUACAUCCAGGAAAAAUAGCACAGGCAUGACUGAGCGAACAAAUUUCACUAAGUCUUCAUGUGGUACAGACGAUAACUACACAGACGAGUGUAAUAUCCAGCUGUCCGAUCCUUCCACCAGUGUUGGAGGUAUAUGUGGAACUGGCCCAAGAAUCGCCAAUGGACUGCAUCAGCCUAAGAAAACAGGACAGGCCCGCUACAUCGGUCUGGAAUAUGGUGUUGAGGAUCUUCCUGGGUUUCAUAUGUGUUUCAUUUUUGGCCUUCAGCAAGUGCUGCUAUCUAUCAGUUCGACCAUCUCCAUCCCUCUAAUUGUUAGUGACAAAAUCUGUGCCGGAGACUUACAGGUGGUGAAAUCCGAGAUAAUGUCGACCUUCCUCUUCAUGUGUGGUGUGUGUACCAUACUACAGGUGGUCGUAGGGGUCAGACUCCCUAUCAUCCAGGGCGGAUGUCACAAGUUUAUUCCCGCCAUCACCGCCCUAUUAACGAUCGAGAGAUGGAAGUGCCCUGAUCUUAACACGCACGUUACGGAUAUUUUAAGCGCGUCGAAUGCUACCCUAAACGAUACUUCUUUGGAUAGGACGGAGAUCUGGCAGUCGAGGAUACGGGAGAUACAGGGUGGAAUCAUGCUGGCAUCAGUGACACAAGUUCUGAUUGGGUGUACAGGACUGCUGGGUGUCCUACUAAAUUAUAUUGGACCAAUCACCAUUGUCCCUACUAUCACCCUGGUCGGUUUGUCGUUGAUUGACGUGGCUAUCCGUUUCUGUGAGAAACAAUGGGGGAUAUCCGCCUUAACUAUCGCACUGGUCUUCCUCUUCUCCCUGUACCUACGUAAUAUUGUCGUUCCGACGCCAUCGUGGAACAGACGGAAGGGGUAUCACGUGAUUAAAUUUCCAUACUUUAAGUUACUUCCGGUCUUACUUGCCGUAGGUUUGUCGUGGAGUUUGUGUGCCAUCUUAACAGGAAGUGACGUAUUAUCCUCAAACAGUUCACUUCCGGAAUACUGGGCGAGAACUGACGCGAGAACUGAAGUGCUGUAUUCUACAGAGUGGCUGUUUUUUCCAUACCCAUGUCAGUGGGGAUUACCGACCGUCAGUGUCGCUAGCUUCAUGGCCAUGUUGGCAGCUACUGUCACUUCGAUCAUCGAAUCAGUGGGAGACUACUACGCAUGCGCCAGAGUGUCAGGGGUCACUCCUCCUCCAGCACAUGCCAUCAACCGUGGUAUUGCUAUAGAAGGGUUCGGUAGCAUCCUUUCUGGAUUGGUUGGAUCUGGGGGAGCCACGACAUCCUACAGUCAAAAUGUUGGAGCUAUCGGCUUCACAAAGGUAGCCAGUCGAGGGGCUUUUGUUGCCGCAGGGAUCAUUUUCCUCCUAAGUGGUGUGUUCGGAAAAUUUGGCGCGAUCCUGGUCAUGCUCCCUGACCCAGUUUUAGGUGGCAUUGUCGUCAUCAGUUUUGGUAUGGUGACGUCAGUCGGAUUGUCGAACUUACAGUUUGUGGACUUGUCAUCUGGACGUAAUCUGUGUAUUAUUGGGUCAUCCCUUCUGAUCGGGCUUAUGGCGCCGAAAUACCUGAAUGACAAUCCAGGUGUUAUAAACACAGGAGUAAACGAGCUGGAUCAGGCAAUAUCUGUACUGUUGAGUACAGCCAUGUUUGUAGGCGGCAUGCUCGCGUUCGUCCUUGACAAUACAGUCCCAGGGACGGACGAAGAGAGGGGAAUACUUGUCUGGCGAAGUCAACUUUUGUCCGCAUCUGUAGAUGGAAAUGACGUAACAGAGGAAACGACAGCCAGUUCACUUGCUAUCUACGACCUGCCACUAAUAACACCUAUCUUACGUAGACACAAAUGGUGUAGAUUCGUACCGUUUUUGCCUACAUUUGAUUACGAUAGGUUGUCACAAAGCAAGUGCUGUAAGAAUAAUGAAGUUGAGGCGUCCUCAGAUCAACGACAUUCAUUGAAGUCACAUGAAAAUGAGACCAAUUACAGCUGAGGUAUCAUGCACUGUGAUAAUCAUAGACAUUCCUAUCAAUUUAAUAGUAAUCAUUUACUUUUUUUAUCAACAAUUAUGAAUUUGUGAUGUAGAUAUCUAUACUGAUGAUUGGACAAGGCCACGCUCAUACUCGUCAUGUUUUUGACAAUGGUGAGUAAGAUGCCACAGACGUCAUGUUUUUGACAAUGGUGAGUAAGAUGCCACAGACGUCAUGUUUUUGACAGUGCUGAGUAAGAUGCCACAGACGAUUUUUUCAGAAAAUCUACGUUUGUUGGCGCAUCAAUGCACUUGAACGAUAUUCAAGAAAUCAAAACUGUAUAUCGAUACAAUUUUAUAAAUUGUGAUAAAAACCAAGGUUUUUAUAUUGAUCUAGAAAUCAAUGGUACAAAGUGGUUUUCUUGUGUAGUUCAUGAAUAUAUGUGACGUUUUUGGUUGUGGACAGAAAAGUUUGCUUUUAACUGAUGAUACACAAACAUAAGUCUACUUCAUCAUCAUCUGUGCCCUUUACCGCAGAAAACAAUCAGCACAUCAGGUACCAAAUAACAGCGGUACAACCAGGUCGCAGAUAGCAGUUUUUCUGUUUUAACAUAGGCACCUAACCGUUUCACUAAAUUUGUAUAUCAAAGUUUAGUGCGCCUCAAAAAUCGAUUCUUCACAUUAAUAUUCAUUUCACUUAAAAAUCUUCUUGUUAUCCAAGAAAUUGAAAGAAAUAUGUUGUUUGUAUUUAUAUCAAUUAAAAGUCGAAGUUUGUUUUUCAAACAACGACAAACCUCAGGUACAUUCAGAGCCAAAAGCUCCAUACACCGAGGGAACAGACCUCCUGAUAACCAUGUUAAUGACUCCACUGUAUCCUGUGUUUCAACUGUACUUUGUGCUUUAUAAAAGAAUGGUUAUCUGUCAGAUAUUUAGCCUGCCUUCAGUAGUCCCAAGAUUUGAUCUUACCGCAAUAUCAUCUACUUUUGUUUGAUUUCUUAGUAUUUGAGUCUUCACAAGGUUAACACCACUUAUAUAGAUAGAUUGACUUUCUGACAAGGUUAACACCACUUCUAUAGAUAGAUUGACUUUCUGACAAGGUUAACACCACUUCUAUGGAUAGAUUGACUUUCUGACAAGGUUAACACCACUUCUAUAGAUAGAUUGACUUUCUGACAAGGUUAACACCACUUCUAUAGAUAGAUUGACUCUCUGACAACGUUAACACCACUUCUAUAGAUAGAAUGACUCUCUGACAAGGUUAACACCACUUCUAUAGAUAGGUUGACUUUCUGACAAGGGUAACACCACUUCUAUAGAUAGAUUGACUUUCUGACAAGGUUAACACCACUUCUAUAGAUAGAUUGACUCUCUGACAAGGUUAACACCACUUCUAUAGAUAGAUUGACUUUCUGACAAGGUUAACACCACUUCUAUAGAUAGAUUGACUUUCUGACAAGGUUUGCAUUUCUUUAACCACUACAGACGUCAGAAUAUUUCGAAUAGGAAAUAUGCAUUUUGACUUUUAUUUGUUAUUUAUUUUGGAUGAAGUACAAGCAUGAAUGGAUGUUUUUGUGGAUAUCUAUGUAAGCAAAUUUCUUUCACCAUUAAAUUAUAAUAGAGUGAUACAAGGAUAACGAGAAAGCAAAGAAUAAGAGAAAAUUGAAAAAAAAUCUCAAAACGCUAGCUUUCAAUUUCAUUUUAUUGCCGCAAAUUUCCAUAAAAACUAUAACCAUAUGAUUUUUGAUUCGUGUAUUUGGCAAUUUUACCGUUUGCAAGAUGCAAGGUUUGACAGAAAAAUGUUUGGAAAUUAUUUUUAUAAUUAAGAAGAAGGGGUCGCUUUGGUUAUUAUUAUUAUUAUUUUAAAUUUUAAAUAUGUGAUUGGUGGUGAUAAUCUAUGCAGACUUUUGUUGAAUUAUCUCCAAAACUGGAGUUAUAGCCUAGCAACGGAAACCGUAUCAUACAUCAACUACAUCGUCACAAAAUUAAUUCCAACGGAAAAAAACCGCAGCUCUUCACUUUGGAAAAAAGUACAACGAAGUCGCACUUUAUAGUGACAAUCUCCAUACAAUUUCCAUUUUUAUUGAUAUUUUCGUCCUCCAUAAUAUUUCUGUUAAUGUCAAAAUGAAUGUUCUAUUCAAUAAUAUUCCCACCUAGAAAUAAAGUUUCCUGUGAUAAAUGUAUUAGCAAGCUUGUGUAGAAUUCAAAUGACACAGGGUUUGUAAUGGCCAUUUUAAGGAUGCGAUUUACAAUUUCAGAAAUGAAUGAAACAAUCAGGUCAGAUAACUGUGCUGCACAGAAUAUUGGUUAUUUACAAUCGUUUAAAUGUUUACGCAGAUUAACGUGUUGUAUGUGUUAUAUGGCUUUGUAUCAU
Molecule: messenger RNA, 4459 nt
Organism: Ylistrum balloti
Lineage: Eukaryota; Metazoa; Mollusca; Bivalvia; Pectinida; Pectinidae
Product: solute carrier family 23 member 1-like
Exons: 11
Coding region: 154-2112 (652 amino acids)
Biological process (GO): transmembrane transport
Cellular component (GO): membrane
Molecular function (GO): transmembrane transporter activity
Source: RefSeq, a predicted model, not a curated record